Messenger RNA from Drosophila ficusphila, 899 nucleotides. Its product is annotated as peroxiredoxin-2. The coding region runs from base 117 to 821 and encodes 234 amino acids. Gene Ontology annotation, biological process: cellular response to stress; response to oxidative stress; hydrogen peroxide catabolic process. Gene Ontology annotation, molecular function: thioredoxin peroxidase activity. The transcript is spliced from 4 exons. Lineage: Eukaryota; Metazoa; Arthropoda; Insecta; Diptera; Drosophilidae. Gene Ontology annotation, cellular component: mitochondrion; cytosol. The record is from RefSeq and is a predicted model, not a curated record.
GUCACAUACAGCUGUCAGCUUUGUUUUCACUUAAAAAAGUUCAGCCGGCUCUUUGUCAAAUUCUGACUUAAAACACCUCCUAGUAGUACGUGAUUGCUUUGACUGCAAAAAACAAUAUGUCAUUCGUAGGACGCACUCUGAUUCGUAACGUACCGCUCUUUGGCAAGGCCAUCCUGAGUCAGCAAAAACAAUUUGCCGCCCGUCUCCUGCAUCAGACCGCUCCUCUUGCCGCAGUCCGCAUCCAGCAGCCCGCUCCCGAUUUUAAGGGUUUGGCGGUGGUGGGUAACAACUUCCAGGAGGUGAAGCUUGAGGACUACAGGGGCAAGUACCUGGUGCUGUUCUUCUAUCCUCUGGACUUCACAUUCGUUUGCCCCACGGAAAUCGUAGCAUUUAGCGAGCGGAUCAAGGAGUUCCAUGACAUCAACGCCGAGGUUUUGGGUGUUUCCGUGGACUCUCACUUCAGCCAUCUAACCUGGUGCAAUGUGGACCGCAAGAACGGCGGAGUGGGGCAGCUGAGCUAUCCCCUCCUUUCCGAUUUGACCAAGAAGAUCUCCGCUGAUUAUGAUGUGCUGCUGGACAAGGAAGGCAUCUCACUGCGUGGUACCUUUAUCAUCGAUCCCAACGGCAUUCUGCGCCAGUACUCUAUUAAUGAUCUGCCCGUCGGUCGAUCAGUUGACGAGGUGUUGCGCCUGAUCAAGGCCUUCCAGUUCGUCGAGCAGCACGGAGAGGUGUGCCCGGCCAACUGGAACCCCAAGUCAAACCCGGCCACCAUUAAGCCCGAUGUGGAGGAGUCCAAGAAGUACUUUAACAAGCACGGCUAAGCUGUUAUUCAAUUUCUUACACACCUGAAACAUUCACUACCCAAAAGACUCGAAGAAUAAAGUGGAAAAGAUUGGAAA